GUUCCACAGUACUUAACAUCUGUGACUAAUUCGUAAACACAAAGUCUGAGCCCUAUGGUUGAGGAGGGAAAAAUGUAAUGUUUAUGUUCGCGGUUCAGUGACAUAUUGUGUGAUACAGUCUUGUGUGCUGUGGUAGUGUGGUGAUUUUGACAGAUAUUUAGUGAAACAGCUGAAUGUGUGUGGCUUCUGCAAGUAAGUGUAUCUACGCCUUGAACAGACUAAUAACAUAUAGUGAAGAAAAUGAUAUCUACGAAGGGCAAACAAAGUCCCAAAAAGGGUAGUGGUAAGCUUAAGGAUUCCAGUAAAAGCAGCACGAAGAUGAAACCUGUUGAAGUACCUGAGUCACCAUCAAAAGAGCCAGUAUUAUCAUUCCCACUCCUUAAAACAAUGGAUAAUAGCAGAACUCUACCACGUUAUUCUGCUAUACUCAGUCGUACAGAAGAAGAGGGAGUUGGUAUGGAUGAUCUAGACGCUCUACAACUUGAACUGGAGGCAUUACUUUCAGCUGUUGUUGUACGAAGCAGGGUGUUGAGAGAAGAGAUACAAGUCCUUAGUAAUGCCGAAGAAAAGAGGGAUAAAAAAGGGAAGCUCUCGAUUAACAAACCACCUCUUUCACCAGGGAAAAAGAUCAAAUUGCAAGAUAGACCAGUGAAAAAGCUUAAAGAAAUGCCUGGUAAAAUCAGGAGUGAGGUAGCACAAGCUCCUCUUCCUAUUAAAUUCACGAAGGUAAAACAUGUGCCUAGUGCAACUUUGAGCCAGUCACCCUUACCUCUUCCUGAACAUGAUCAACAAGACUUGAGCAAAAUGGAGGCACCUAAAAUUGUGCUUCCAAAAAAUGACACACCAAAUAAAUUUUGGGCAUCUGUUGAACCCUAUUGUGCUGAUAUAACUCCAGAAGAUGUUAAAUUGCUUGAAGAACUAAUACAAGAACAUGAAAAUGAUAGUGAAUACUAUAAAAUUCCACCACUUGGACGCCAUUAUAGCCUGCGCUGGAGUCAAGAAGAUUUAAUGGAGGAGCAGGAGGCAUCCAGUAAUGAUAGUAAAAGUAAAUCAAAUGGUAAUAAUGCAGAGGUUAAUAACUUGCUAAAGAAGGCAGAAAAACCUGGUGAUGGGACAACAGGUUCAACACCUGCGUCAGGGCCGCUAACACAGCGCCUCAUUUCUGCAUUGAUGGAAGAGAAUAUUAUGGUGCCACUUUCUGAACCUUUUGACCCAAAAAAAUGCAGGAGUGGGGAAAAUGCAGCACCUCGCUCAGGUCUUUUUAGAAAUUUUGCUGUUAGUGGUGCAGCCAAUUUUGAAAGAAUUGUUAGAAAAGAGCUUGAAGAACAAGGCAUAUUUGAAUUUGAUGAAAGUCCAGAUCCAGAGGAUGAUGAAAUUUUACAAGAGUUAAAAAGAUGUCAAGAAGAAUUAAAGUUAGUAAAUGCACAUAAUGUUCAACAGUUAAAGAGACUUUUAAGACUUGCAAAUGAGGAAAUGGUAAGGCAGGAUCUAAAAAGAAAAUUGCAACAAGCAGAUAAUGAAGUUCUAGAGAUGUAUCGCAAGGUCACUUCAGCAAAGCAGAAGAAGAAACCACUGUCAAAAAAGGAACAAGAUGCAGUAUGGAAGGCUCUUAAAGAUAGAGAUGCAAUUUUGAUGAGCUUGGACUCUCUGUAGAGAUAUAGGCUUAAUUUGAGUUAUAGAAUGAUGUUUUGAAGUAUAAAAAAGUUACAGAAGUGUGUAACAGUAUUGGAAAAAAAUUCUGGUACGAAGUGUGCCUGUUCGUGUGAUUAAAAUAUGUAAUAUUGCUCAUAAACAAAAACUUAAUUUAUACCUUUUAGUAAUACAGUGAAUGUUAUGAUCUCGAGUUAUUUUGUGCUUUAUGAUUUUCUAGAUUAGUUGAAAAGGCAUCAUAAUUCUUUUAAUUUCUCUUUUAUAGUUCGACAAAUUUUUUAUACCAUAGAACUUGCUUCAAGCACUCUCCAGAUAUUUCUAUGUGAUAAUAUAUUAGUGUGUGGGAAACAGCAUUGUGCCAUUACUAUUUUCGUGAAUUGGUUUUUAGAUUCUAUUUACAGAGAAACAUUUCUGUAAUUGCCUUUCUCAUUUUUCAAUAAUUAAAGGUCAAAGUUUUUGAUGCAUAUAAAAUUAAUACAUUGCUGCAUGGAGUAAAGAAACAUUGAGACAUUUGUAUGGAACAUAGAUAAUGAGAAUACAUUUAAAAGUUACUUGUGAUAUCUUUUUCAUUAGUUGCAACACUAUUUCUGCACUUUGCUAGAAACUUGAUAAUGCAGCUCACAUUUGUGUGUAUGAGAUUGCAUGUGACUGUGCUGUGGUAGCUGCAUUGUGUUAACUACAGUUUUUUUCUGCCAUUUCUCAGUUUAUGUACAAAAAUAAAAAAAAAAAAAUGUAAAUGUA
Messenger RNA from Schistocerca piceifrons (Central American locust), 2391 nucleotides. RefSeq names its product transcriptional adapter 3-B (gene Ada3). Gene Ontology annotation, biological process: regulation of transcription by RNA polymerase II. Gene Ontology annotation, cellular component: SAGA complex. Lineage: Eukaryota; Metazoa; Arthropoda; Insecta; Orthoptera; Acrididae. Gene Ontology annotation, molecular function: transcription coactivator activity. The transcript is spliced from 2 exons. The coding region runs from base 241 to 1653 and encodes 470 amino acids. The record is from RefSeq and is a predicted model, not a curated record.